Molecule: messenger RNA, 5073 nt
Organism: Macrosteles quadrilineatus (aster leafhopper)
Lineage: Eukaryota; Metazoa; Arthropoda; Insecta; Hemiptera; Cicadellidae
Gene: Pfk
Product: ATP-dependent 6-phosphofructokinase
Exons: 19
Coding region: 186-2585 (799 amino acids)
Biological process (GO): canonical glycolysis; fructose 6-phosphate metabolic process; fructose 1,6-bisphosphate metabolic process
Cellular component (GO): cytoplasm; 6-phosphofructokinase complex
Molecular function (GO): fructose-6-phosphate binding; 6-phosphofructokinase activity; monosaccharide binding
Source: RefSeq, a predicted model, not a curated record
UCGUCUGUGGAUUGUGGAAUUGCGGUUGUUUCUGCUUUGGGGAUAUCUAACCCAUACAGUAUCCUAAAGGUUAUUUGAAGUACCUAGAGUAGGUUGAAUAAUAGGGAUAUUCCAAGUCCAAAUAUUAUCAUAAUAUUCAGCUCAAUUAAGUUGAUUGCUUUCCUCCACCUAUCCGGAAAAUAGACAUGGACGAAGAGAAGAAACGUUUUAUAGAGCGGGGCUCUCACAAAGGGAAGGGGAUCGCCGUGUUCACCAGUGGUGGCGACUCUCAAGGUAUGAAUGCUGCUGUGAGAGCAGUUGUGCGAAUGGGGAUAUAUCUUGGAUGCAAGGUGUUCUUCAUCAAAGAAGGCUACCAAGGAAUGGUGGAUGGAGGGCCAAAUAUAGUUGAGGCUAACUGGUCUUCUGUUUCCUCAAUCAUUCAUAAGGGAGGAACUGUCAUUGGGUCUGCCCGUUGUGCUGAUUUCCGAGAACGCAGUGGGCGUGAGAAGGCAGCAAAAAACUUGAUUGAGAAAGGAAUUACAAACCUGGUUGUGAUUGGAGGAGACGGGUCUCUCACUGGUGCAAAUCUGUUCCGUCAAGAAUGGCCAAGUCUGCUGGACUCAUUGCUGGAAAGCGGUGAAAUCACAAAGGAACAGAGGGAAAAGUACAAGUACCUACAUAUAGCCGGUCUGGUCGGCUCUAUAGACAACGACUUCUGUGGGACUGACAUGACGAUAGGUACAGACUCCGCGUUGCACAGGAUCAUCGAGGCCAUCGACGCCAUCGUCUCCACUGCGUACUCUCAUCAACGCACCUUUAUCAUGGAGGUCAUGGGCCGCCAUUGUGGGUACCUUGCAUUAGUAGCUGCCUUAACCAGUGAAGCAGACUUUGUCUUUAUACCUGAGUGGCCACCUGAAAGAGACUGGGCCAACAAGAUGUGUAAAAAGUUAUUACAGGAAAGAGCAGCAGGGCAGCGACUCAACAUUAUCAUCGUAGCGGAAGGGGCAAUAGAUAGAGACGGAGUUCCUAUCACAGCUGAGAAAGUCAGGCAAGUCGUUGUGGACAAGUUGAAGCAAGAUACCCGAAUCACCGUGUUGGGACACGUUCAACGAGGUGGCAGUCCUUCAGCAUUUGACAGAGUUCUGGGCUGCAGGAUGGGUGCUGAGGCAGUCAUGGCUCUGAUGGAGGCUACCCCAGACACUGAGGCUUGUGUUGUGUCUCUAGAUGGCAACCAGGCCGUCAGACUACCUCUCAUGGAGUGUGUAGAGAGGACCAAAGCUGUGGCAAAGGCUAUGGAAGACAAACAAUGGGAACUAGCUGUCCAGCUCCGUGGAAGGAGUUUUGCCCGAAACUUGGAAACAUACAAGAUGUUGACAAGAUUAAAACCUCCAAAAUCUGCUUUUGAUGAGUCUGGAAAGGGAUUGCAUACACUCACCAAGCAAGACACUUUGUGGGGCAUGGAAGGCUACACCUUGGCGGUUAUGCACAUUGGAGCUCCUGCCUGUGGAAUGAAUGCAGCCGUACGUUCGUUUGUCAGGAACUGUAUCUACCGGGGCGACACUGUCUACGGCAUACACGAUGGUGUUGAGGGCUUGAUCGCUGGAAAUGUACAAGUGAUGAAGUGGUCAGACGUGACAGGAUGGGUAGGUCAGGGCGGAGCUAUGUUAGGCACCAAGAGAACCCUCCCCGGCGGACGUAUGCCUCAAAUAGCUGCCAGACUCAAGGAGUUCAAGAUACAGGCUCUCCUCAUCAUUGGAGGAUUUGAGGCUUACCAAGCUGGUCUGCAAUUCACUGAGAACCGUAGUAACUUUCCGGAAUUCUGCAUCCCCAUUGUUGUCAUCCCCUCCACUAUCAGCAAUAACGUUCCUGGCACAGAGUUCUCCUUAGGUUGUGACACUGCCCUUAAUGAGAUUACUGAGAUUUGUGAUCGCAUCCGCCAGUCUGCACAAGGCACUAAGCGUCGAGUGUUUGUCAUUGAGACAAUGGGUGGUUACUGCGGUUAUCUGGCUACCGUAGCAGGACUAGCAGGUGGGGCAGAUGCUGCUUACAUUUACGAAGAGAAGUUUUCAAUAAAAGACUUGCAACAAGAUGUCUAUCACAUGGCUUCAAAAAUGGCAGAAGGGGUGCAAAGAGGUCUAAUCCUAAGGAAUGAAAAAUGUAAUGAUAACUACAACACAGACUUCAUCUAUAGACUGUACUCAGAAGAAGGAAAAGGACUUUUUAGUGCCAGAAUGAACGUGUUGGGCCACAUGCAACAGGGAGGCUCUCCAACUCCGUUUGACCGCAACAUGGGCACUAAGCAGGCUGCCAAGACUGUAGAGUGGAUGAUAGAACAGCUGAAGAAGUACACGAGGGAGGACGGAUCAGUGUUUGCAGAUACCCCUGACACAGCUGUCAUGAUGGGAGUGGUGCGGCGGCAGUACAGGUUCACACCACUAUUGGACCUGAAGAAGGAGACUAACUUUGAGCAGCGCAUCCCCAAGCACCAGUGGUGGCUGAAGCUACGGCCGUUGCUCAGGAUCCUCGCCAAGCACGACUCUGCCUAUGAGGAAGAAGGGAUGUACAUGACUGUGGAGGAGGGCAGUCAUGACUCUCUCGUGGUCUAAACUAGUAUAAACAUGCAUUACAUGUCUAUCUUGCAAUAAGUUAGCUUGACACUAGCACGGCGUGUGUCGCAGCAAGGUUUUUAUUUAGUGAUCAGAAUUAAAUCGACGUUUACGAGGGUAAGUUCCUAUUCAUUGAAAAAGGUUUGGUUGAAUUUGAAAACUGCACAUAAUUUUUGUCUGUUAUGUAUAAGUUGACUUGUAAAUUUAUUUUUAAAUUUUGUACAUGGAGAUUAUUCAGAUUCAUUGAAGACAUGGCAAAUCUUGGGUGUGAUGUAUUGACGAUUUCUCAAAUUCAGGCCAGUGGCUCUUUAACAAUUUUAAGGGUUUUUGUUUUAUUUGUUGUAGUUUAUUUAUUUAUUGUCAAAGUUAAAGUGGAAAUGUUUUAUUCAUAAAAACAUUGUAGUUAAUUAAUAUUCAGAGCAUUAGAGCAAAAUUAUGGUACGUCAACAACAAUUUAUUAACAUUUCUAACAUUUCAUUGACAUGCAUAGUGUUACUGUCAUUCAUCAACAGAAGUGGCUGGUUUGGAGCGAUUUUUAACUAUAAUGUGAUUAUUUAUGAUAUCUAAUGUUGUUUCAAGAGCUUUUCCUUUUGAUACGUACCAAAUGCACGUAAUGCAAUUAAUUCCUAGCAAAGUAAAUAAUACAGUAGAACCUCAAUAACAGGUCACCCUUGUUAAAAAGUGUUAUUUUCAAAUGGCAUAGAAUUUAUUUGAUCAUUAAUCACAUGUUAUUGCAAACAUCGAUAAGAAGUCAACUUCGAUAACAAGUUUUGUUUCAUAAACCCCAAGAGAACCUUGUUAUCAAGGGGCUACUGUAACACUAUCAAGGAUCUAAAACUAGAUGCGAGUCCUUGAAUCCACAUAACACAUCACCAAAUGAGACAUUCACAAUUCUUGAUGACUGCUAGUGUAAUUUACUAGUGUGAUUAGUGUGGUAACUAGUGUGAUUUCGAUGUUAUUCAAAAGCUAAAGAUGCAGUCAAGUUACAAUUUACUUCUCUACAGAUACAUUAGUUUGCCUGUAUCCAUUUACUGUCAUACCGUGCCAUACUAUAGUUUCAACAAACCCUACUAAUUAGUGGGCAACUUACCAAAGGUAACAUAUUUUACUUUUUAAUGUAAGGAAAUAUUUAGGGGACUAUUUUGUUAUAUUCAUGGUUUUAAGUAUUAUGAAUUAUUGUUAGUAAACAAAAACUGUAUCAGUUUUAAGACUCAACUAGUCAUGGUUCUAAAAAGUAAUAUAUUUGCUGCUAUAGUACAAUAUGUCACACCACUUUUGUGUUCUAAAACAAUUUAUUUUCAUAUACAAUUUCUCUACAGUAUUGGUUGAAAACGUACCAGUGGUUUUGGUUUUACAUCAAUGGGAUAGUGUUAGAAUGUGAAAAGCUAGUUAAGCUACAAAACCAUUUCGGUCUGUGGUACGAACGCUAUUUUUCACCACACUAUACCCUAUUACCAUUAUUCACCACAAUAAUAAUGCAGAUUGAUAGUCAAAAGAAGAUAGGUGUGGUGAAAAUAUUGUUAAUUUAAGACAGAUCUGAUGUAAAUCAUAUGGACAUUAAGAAUUCAAUACAUUAUUUUUGUGAUAUAAGUUUUUUAAAUGGAUUCAAGAAAUAUUAUUUACAGUUUUCAAUAACCAUUUCUGUACUCAGGUAAUUAUUUUUGUCAAAAUUACUAUAAAGUUUAUCUGAAAAGAUGCAUUUUUGUAAACAAUAAAUUCAGGCCUGCCCAGUAAAGAUGUAUAUCAAAUCAAGUUUUAAGAUAUUGAAUGCACACAACUGCUCUAGCAUAGGUUUUAUAGCGAAACCUGUUUGUUCUCAGGAAGUUUUGUUAUAUUUUAUAUCCGAGACAAUAAACAAAUUGUUGUAAACAAUAACUUUGAACACAUCAAAUAGAACAAGAGGUCUUAGUUUGAAACUAGGCUUGUAAUUUUUUUAUUACAAUGGUUCAUAAAUUUUUUCAUCAGUCCAAAAUAGCAAUUAUUCAAACUAGAUUAGUAAAAUAAAAUAAAUCCAUCACCCAAGCCAGUUAGCCGGCAGGUUACCUGCCUCAAGCAACUCCUCUGGCCUCCUGUAAAUGCAGCUUAAGAGAAGUUGUAAUAGUUGCAUAUUUUUAUAUAAGGCUGUUCAAAAUAAUGUCUAGAUUAUGAACUAUAGCAAUUUAGCAGCUUUUUAUGUUUUUGUUUUAGACAUGGAAGUCAUGUAAUGUAAUAUGGUAAUAUAUAUAUAUGUUAUUAAUUAUGAAUCCCUAUACAUUACUUUAUCCCUGGAUUACUCAAGGAAUAAUGAAAAUAUGCUUUCAUACCAGUAAAUAAAAAUAAAUCUAGGUAUGUUAAAAUUUUCAAUUUUGUUAUGAAAUAGAUUAUUGCUACAAACCUGAUGGCUUGAAUAAUUUAUGCUUGUUAAUAGUUGUAAUUUGUUAGUUAUAAUUAUUCACCUUUUUUAUGUACUGUUUUCUAUAAUUGUUCAUUAUAAAAAAAAUUAUUUUUA